Molecule: messenger RNA, 1447 nt
Organism: Aspergillus versicolor CBS 583.65
Lineage: Eukaryota; Fungi; Ascomycota; Eurotiomycetes; Eurotiales; Aspergillaceae
Product: NmrA/HSCARG family protein
Exons: 3
Coding region: 228-1223 (331 amino acids)
Source: RefSeq, a predicted model, not a curated record
AUUUGAGAUGACAUUACUGCUUAGUUCAGCCAGAGAUAGAGUCAAUGAUGCCUUCCUCAGUCUAUUUCCAAUGCUGAAUAAUAAACUGUGCCCCUGUGACAAAUUCGAAGUUCUUCAACAACCCGCUCGGCUGCGGGAGAUGAUGUUACUAUGGUAUAAAGCAGGCAGUGCUGCUUCAGAGUCGCUAAUCACUCACUCCAGCAGAUCUUUUCUUUACACUUUCCAUCAUGACUUCUAAGCUGAUUGUUGUCCUUGGUGCCACUGGUAAUCAGGGUGGCUCUGUUGUAGAAGCCUUCCUGCAAGAACCCGGCUGGCAGGUGCGUGCGAUUACCAGAAACCCUUCGAGCUCGAAGGCCCAAGCAUUGGCUACUCGCGGUGUAGAAGUGGUCAAAGCUGAUCUGGAUGAUCCUUCCUCCCUCACCCCUGCCUUCAAGGAUGCCCAUGUUAUCUUCGCGGUUAGCGAUUUCUGGGGAUUAUUUGGCGAUCCUGCCAGUGGUGACAAGGCAGCAGCAGCAGGUCAACCCCUCAAUGUGUGGGCUGCCAACCACGAAACCGAGCAAUUAAAGGGUGUCAUCGAUGCUGCGGCAAAGGUCCACACCCUGGAACGUUUUGUGCUAUCCUCUCUCUCCAAUGCAGCGAAGUGGUCCAAUGGGAAAUACCCGCAUGUCUAUCAUUUUGAUUCCAAGGCCAAGGCCGAGGAGUACGGCAGCGAGAACCAUCCUGAGUUAUGGGCCAAAACAAGUAUCUUCCAGGCUGGGUAUUUCUUAAACAACUUUGUGUCUAAUCCUAUUACUCUGCCAAGAAAGGAUGCGAACGGAGUGGCCCAGUUUAUCGGAGGCGUAGACCCAGACGUGGAGCUUCCUUUUAUCGCCGCGGAAGAAGACACUGGACCCAUUGUGAAAGCCAUAGUGUUUGAUUCAGCUCCAAAGAAGGUUAUCGGUUAUAGAGCGCGCAUUUCACUGCGCAGCCUUAUUGAAAUCUUCUCGCAGGUGACAGGUAUUAAAGCUGAACCCGUCGUUUUACCCAAGGGGGAGUCAGUCGUUCCUUUCCCCCCUGAGCUACAGCAGGAACUUGAUGACAACUGGGGGUAUUGGAAGGAGUUUGGAUAUUACGGAGGAGAUCCAACCAUUAUACAUCCUCAGGAUUUGGAACACGCGCCCAAGCUCAAUAGCGUGGCUGAGUACCUCCAAAAGCAAGACUGGUUAAAGGUGUUGAGCUUGUAAGAGUUGGAAUACCCUAAUCACGAAUGUCUUUGUUCGAGAACGGGGAAUUCAAAACGACUUUUGAACUGGUCUAAUGUAUUUGGCUUAGUAACGUAUGGAGGCGUGCACCAAAGGUUUUGGUGCAGGUGGCCUGCCAAGGAAUGUAUUAAAUGUUUCGAAUUAUAUGUGGUUACCAUAGAACAAGAACUCGUAAUGCAUCCAUCGCAGUCGCGCACGAAGAGGAG